Messenger RNA from Naegleria lovaniensis, 852 nucleotides. RefSeq lists its product as uncharacterized. The transcript has a single exon. NCBI's taxonomy places the organism in Eukaryota, Heterolobosea, Eutetramitea, Acrasida, Naegleriidae. Bases 1 to 852 code for a protein of 283 amino acids. The record is from RefSeq and is a predicted model, not a curated record.
AUGCAUGAACUUGCCAGAAAUAACGUUGUUGUUGAAACGAAUAGUGGUGUUUGUGGACCAAAAGAUUACCUAGCUCUCUUCGAAGGAACACAGAGACCUGUUCAUGUAUCAACCUCUCUUCAUCAUAUUGGAUCAUGCACCGAAGAUGAUUCAGACAUCACUGCAGCAUGCUGUUUUACAAGCAACAACUCGCAACUCACCCAGCAUGACACUUUUUCCAAAAAGCGAACAAGAGGAGUCUAUUCUUCUGUUGGAAAUAUUGCUGUGUCCUAUGUCGAUCCAUUGAACGACACAAAGAAGAGAAAAUACAAUCUGGUGGCUGACUCAACCAACGGCCAUUCUUCCAUGACAACCAACCAGUUGUCGACUCUUUCGACUCCUUCAUCCAUGCAUACCUCUCCGUCCUCAAAUAUGUUAUUAAUACCAUCCUCCUCCUCCUCCUCCUCAGUAACACAGUCAUACCACCAUACCCUACCAAACUCCUCCUCCUCAGGGACAACAUCUUCCCAAGCUUCCAACUCGGUAUCUGAAACCCUUCCAACCCAAACUCCUGCCACUCAAUUUAUUUUUCAACCGUUUGAUUUCAAAGGAGAACGAAAAGUCAUUCGUAGAAGAACCAGUUCAUCCAUCACUAAGGAAGAAAUGCUCUCCGUGUUACAUUUAUCACAACAUCAGGCAUGUCAAGUGCUUGGAUGUAGUUUAUCAACAGUGAAACGACGAUUUUAUGAUUUAAAGAAUGAAAUUGGGAUACACAAGUGGCCUAAAGAUUACUUUGAGUUGAUGGACACUACAUUAUUUGCCAAAAUAUAUCCCUUAUCUUUACAAUUCAUAUUAAACGAAAAGAAUGAAUAA